Messenger RNA from Quercus lobata, 486 nucleotides. RefSeq names its product G-type lectin S-receptor-like serine/threonine-protein kinase SD1-13. Lineage: Eukaryota; Viridiplantae; Streptophyta; Magnoliopsida; Fagales; Fagaceae. Gene Ontology annotation, molecular function: protein serine/threonine kinase activity. Gene Ontology annotation, cellular component: plasma membrane. Gene Ontology annotation, biological process: protein phosphorylation. Bases 14 to 460 code for a protein of 148 amino acids. The record is from RefSeq and is a predicted model, not a curated record. The transcript has 2 exons.
AUGCAGUGGAUAUAUGUCUCCAGAAUAUGCAAUGCAAGGCCUAUUUUCAGAGAAAUCAGAUGUUUUUAGCUUUGGUGUGUUGCUACUAGAGAUUGUUACUGGGAGAAGAAACACUAGCUUUUACGAUGAUGAGCAAUACUACUUGAGCCUUGCAUGGAAAUUAUGGAACAACAACAACAUUAUGGCUUUUGUAGACCCAACGAUAUGGGAUCCGUGCUUUCAAAUGGAGAUGUUCAGAUGCAUACAUGUGGGAUUGCUGUGCGUGCAAGAAUUGGCUAGAGAUAGGCCUACUAUAUCUACCAUUAUUUCAAUGCUUAGUAGUGAUAUUGUGGAUUUGCCCUUUCCUAAGCAACCUGGAUUCACCGAAAGGCAGAUUGCUUCAAAUUGUAAGCCUACUCAACAGGGUCAAAUAAGACUCCCCAGUUGCAAUGUCACUCUUACAACGAUUUAUGGCAGAUAAGAAUAAAGUUCUUGAGAUAAAUCUCU